AUGAACCCAAUCAGACCGCUUGCAAGGUCACUGCUUAGAGCGAGCCGGCCAGUCGCCGCCAGGCCCAUCCCCGUCUGUCGGCAUGUUCGCCUCCUCACCACCCCGACCAAGCCUUUAUCAGCCAGCGUAUCCAGCGUGAACGUCGAGCAGAUCAGGGAAGACCCAGGAGAGGUGGAUGAGGGAGACAUCAUCGGCGACAAGAAUGCAGAAGGAGACAACAUGUUCGGCUUCAAGCUCAAUCCGGUAUCGACCAAGACGGGCGGGAACGCCAAGAUCUCGGGUCGGCCAAUCUACCUCGACAUGCAGGCGACCACACCGAUGGACCCGCGUGUAUUGGACAAGAUGCUACCGUUCUUGUCGGAACAGUACGGAAACCCGCACUCCCGGACGCAUGCGUACGGAUGGGAGGCGGAGGCGGGGGUGGAUGUGGCGAGGAAGCAUGUCGCGGAUUUGAUUGGUGCUGGGGAGAAGGAUGUCGUGUUCACGAGCGGGGCGACUGAGAGCAACAACAUGCUUAUCAAGGGGAUUGCGAGGUUCCACCAGGGGAAGCGGAGGCAUCUCAUCACCACCCAAACUGAACACAAAUGCGUGCUCGACUCGUGCCGAUACCUCUCCAACCAAGGCUUCGAAGUCACCUACCUCCCUGUCCUCCCCAACGGCCUCGUCUCCCUCACCGACCUCAAAGCUGCCCUCCGCCCCGACACUUCGGUCGUCUCCAUCAUGAUGGUCAACAACGAGAUCGGUGUCAUCCAGCCCAUGAAGGAGAUCUCGGACGUCCUGCGCGCGUACGCCAAGGAGCACAAGGUGCCCAAGGCGCACUUCCAUACCGAUGCCGCCCAGGCCUUGGGCAAGAUCAAGAUCGAUGUCGAGGAGAUGGGGAUCGACGCCAUGAGUCUGUCAGGUCACAAGAUCUAUGGACCGAAGGGUGUGGGCGCGGCGUACGUCCGGCGGCGGCCGAGGGUCAGGAUCGAGCCCCUCAUCCAUGGGGGUGGACAGGAGCGAGGGUUGCGGUCGGGGACGGUACCCGCUCCGCUGGUAGUGGGUCUGGGCGAGGCGUGCAGGAUCGCCAAGAAUGAGAUGGAGGCGGACCACAAGCGGAUCAAGGAGUUGAGCGACAGGCUCGUCAAUGGGAUCUGCAGCGAGGUCAGCCAUAUCGUCCGGAAUGGUGACCCCAACGGAUAUCCGGGAUGUGUCAAUCUGUCGUUCUCUUACGUCGAGGGAGAGUCACUCUUGAUGGCAUUGAAGGACAUUGCCCUCUCCUCCGGCUCAGCUUGCACCUCCGCUUCCCUUGAACCCUCCUACGUCCUCCGCGCCCUCGGCGCCGCAGAAGAUAUGGCCCACUCUUCCCUCCGGUUCGGUAUUGGACGCUUCACCACCGAGGCCGAGAUCGACCUCGUCAUUGCCCGGAUCGUAUCGGUCGUUACCCGGUUGAGGGAGAUGAGUCCGCUCUGGGAGAUGGUACAGGAGGGUAUCGACAUCAGCAAGAUUGAAUGGGCUGCUCAUUGA
Messenger RNA from Dioszegia hungarica, 1506 nucleotides. RefSeq names its product pyridoxal phosphate-dependent transferase. Gene Ontology annotation, molecular function: cysteine desulfurase activity; pyridoxal phosphate binding. The coding region runs from base 1 to 1506 and encodes 501 amino acids. The record is from RefSeq and is a predicted model, not a curated record. The transcript has 4 exons. Gene Ontology annotation, biological process: [2Fe-2S] cluster assembly. NCBI's taxonomy places the organism in Eukaryota, Fungi, Basidiomycota, Tremellomycetes, Tremellales, Bulleribasidiaceae. Gene Ontology annotation, cellular component: nucleus; mitochondrion; cytosol.